AUGUUUUCCAGAUCGGGAGAGCGACUGUCAAGAUCACUAGCUGAUUUACUGAAUGCCGACGCGGAUGAACGCUUCCUUCAGCUGAGGCAUAGAUAUUUAUCAACAGCUAGUAUGAAUAUACCUCACAUUAACCCAGCUAAAUCAGUGGACGGCCACACUGAAAUCACCGAAGAAUCAUUUAGUGAUAGAACAACUCAUCAGUCACAUAUUGAAUCGCCUAAACCGGAGAUUACCCCGGCCGAGGUGAAAGCCCACAGCAAUAAUGUAAACGUGUAUUUCAAGGGACAAUAUAAGAACCGCCCAGGGAUUAAUUCCCGAGAAGACCUCCCGUCGAGAGUAUAUUCAGAAUGCCAAGAUGAAAGUGCGUUUGGAAUAUACAUCAGUACCAGUAGCUCGGAUAAUUCAUUGGUGCCACCUUCAAGGUUGUAUGGAACACCAUACGCGAGACCACCAUCAAACAACAGAAUAGAAAUUUAUACCGGCCAGAAUCAAAUCCAGCAGACUGAUUUUCCAGCAGGAGCUAUGGCACAGUCUAGCCACUACAAUUCGAAAACUAGGACCAGCUCGCCAAAGCAAGUUAACUUACCGACUUACAGCGAAAGAUAUGGGCUCUUAAACAGUAUAUUUUCCAAAGAAGCUGCGAAAAACGUUAUUCGUAAGCCUGGAAAAAACUUCGCUGCGGGGGAGUCUUUAGACAGAUCUUCGAGUGUCCCAGAUUUGAGCCAGGCACCAAGCGAGAACUCUAAAAAAGCGAGAGAGCAAAGGCCUAGAUCUGAAACUGGAAAGCCCCCUGAUCGUAGGUCUUCUAGUCCGGGUCUCCUUCGACUCAACUCACAGAAACACAGCCAUAGCAUGUCCAACAGUGCUUGCAACCUACAGCCUGAUUACAUAGAGUUUGAGUCGGGUAUUUCCUUUGAGACUUCCACAUACAAGAGCAAGGCAGCAGAUGAAGAAGUGGCAUCUGUAACAAGACUUAGAAAACUCGCAGAACAUGAGGACAGUAUGUUUGACGAGAAGCAGGAAGAGGAAGACGAGGAAAACCCAAUAUGGCGCCCAUACGAUAUGUUCACCGUUUCUGAACGAGAAACCGAUGACGACAACAAAGUGUUCAAGGAAAUUCUGAAAGUCAUUCGCAGCUCUUUGUACGUUGUGUUUGUGGGUGUGAUACUGAUAGGAACAGUGGCAAGCCGGCUGUCCCUCCAUUUGCUGGCCAGUGAUAUCAGUCAGACUGUGGAAUCUCGAGGCCGGAGUGUUGUGCAACUGAUGAUCUGUAUGUGUGCUCCCAUGCUGUACACAUGGCUCAAAUCCUUCCUGAAGAUCCUUUUCGGCGGCAAAGAGUGGCCGUCCUUAAGAACAUUUGCAGUGGUGAUGUUUUUUGAACUGGUGAGCAUUUAUGGGAUGUGCCUGUUGGUGUUCAAGAUUUUGCCGUCGACGGAUAUCUUUCGAGGCAUAACACUCACCUUCGGAAUGUUCCAGAUACCGAGCAUACUUAAGGUGAUAAUGCUGGACAAACAGCACAAGUGCGGCUUCAAGCCUGUGCUCAAGACUUGUGCGGCUGUUCUAGCCAUGUUGGCUCAGACCGGAUGUUUGGUCUACUUUAUGAUCAUGGAGUACUCUGUGGAAAAGUACGACAAGGUGUUGACUGCACACGAUUACUCAAAAGAAACAGGUUUGGACGAAGUACUUCUUCACGAGUUCAAAUGGGAGUUGCCAGUUUGUCUGAUUUUGUUUUCCUUUGGCUGGUGGGAAAACUACGCAUCCAGUGACUGGUCAUUGUUUGGAAGGGUCAAGUUGAAAUACAAACGUUGGCGUCAUGUUUUACAGAGACCAGUAACUUUUCUGGUAACACCCUUCAAGAUAGCACUGGUGGUCAUCCUUGGCAAAUACCUCGCUGAAGCUGACUUUUCACUUUUUGUAUGGAGUAAAGCAACUAAAAAAUCGGAGGCGGAAUUCCAUGGCAUCUCGUAUAGCCUGUUGUAUAUCCAGCUGGGAUCUGCAAUUUUGUGUACGUAUCUUGCUGGUCUCGCUUGCAAGCUCCACAUGCAGAAGGCAGCGUUUGCCUUCCCUCUGAUAUUGUCUCCUCCUGUGUCACUGGUGACCGUAUAUUUACAAUGCCGAUACGAGCCCUGGUUGUUCCUGACGCCCCACUUCACUGCCAUCUUCCCAGACUUAAACCUAACCCUACGACGACGCAGACAAGAACUGCGGGCAGGCCGAUUUGAGCACUUGAGCUACGUGGCUGAUGAGGCAGGGGAUCACGUUCACCACGAAGCAUCAGCGGAAGAAAGCUACGUCACACCAACCAUUUACGUGUGUGCCACAAUGUGGCACGAGACCAAAAGAGAGAUGACACAACUUCUUAAAUCCCUUUUCAGAUUGGACUAUGGUCACUGUGCGAGCAAGCUGGCACAAGCGAGAUUUAACAUUCGCGACCCAGACUACUUUGACAUGGAAAUUCACAUCAUCUUUGACGAUGCCUUUGAGCUGGAUGUUGUACACAACAAGUUCGUGCCCAAUAUUUUUGUUCGCCAGUUCAUUGGCUGCAUGGAGGAUGCUGCCAGUUCGGUUGUGAAAGGCUUCAUCAUCAUACCAUCCCCUGUCAAAGUGGCCACGCCCUAUGGAGGGCGUCUCAUCUGGACCAUGCCAGGACAAACUAAGAUGGUCAUCCAUAUGAAGGACAAAAACAAGAUCAGGCAUAGGAAGAGAUGGUCACAGGUAAUGUACCUCUAUUACUUGCUGGGGUUCCGUCUCCUGGGCUGUGGUGACGGAAUUGACGUCAUGGAAAAAGAUAAGCCAGAAGAAACUCACCCUCACCUACGACACCGGAAGAAGAAAGGCAACCAGAGAAGAAAGGGCAUGACUAUGCCCCUGAAACAACUGCUUAUGCGAGUUUCCCCUGAUGAAUACGAACAAACUUCGGAGAAUACUUUCAUUCUGACCCUGGACGGUGAUGUGGACUUUAAGCCGGAGUCCGUGAAAUUGCUGGUGGAUCGCAUGAAGAAAAACAAGAAGGUUGGAGCUGUAUGUGGUCGGAUCCACCCUAUUGGGUCAGGUCCCAUGGUUUGGUACCAGCAGUUCGAGUACGCUGUUGGGCACUGGCUUCAGAAAGCCGCUGAGCACGUUCUGGGCUGUGUCCUGUGCUGUCCUGGAUGUUUCAGUUUGUUCAGAGGAUCUGCCAUCAUGGACGACAAUGUCUUGCAGAUGUACACCACAAAACCCACAGAAGCCAGACAUUUUAUCCAGUUCGAGCAGGGUGAAGAUCGUUGGCUUUGCACAUUACUUCUGCAGCAAGGGCAUCGCAUUGAUUACAGCGCUGGAGCUGACGCGCUUACCUUUGCCCCGGAAACCUUCCACGAGUUCUUCAAUCAGCGACGCCGCUGGUCGCCUUCUACGUAUGCCAACAUGAUGGACCUGUUGGCUUCCUGGCGCGACACGGUCAAACUUAACGACAACAUCAGCAGGCUUUAUGUCUUGUACCAGUUUAUCUUGAUGGUAUCGUCAAUCCUGGCGCCGUCGACUGUGAUCCUGAUGAUCUCCAGCUCGUACCACUCCGUGCUGGGAUUAUCCAAUUGGUGGUCCUUCGUGCUCUCGGUGGUACCCGUGGGAAUGUACGUGGUAGUAUGUCUUACACAGAAAACAGACACACAGAUAAAAGUCGGAGCCGUGCUGACAGCCAUGUACACAGUCAUCAUGAUGAUAGCUACAGUGGGAACCGUCAUCAGCAUCGCCACGGAAAACUUCAGUAGCCCUAACGUCGUCUUCCUCAGUGGUCUGGGAAUCAUCUUCGUCAUGGCAGCAGUGCUGCACCCUCAAGAAAUAUACUGCCUGAUUUUCGGAGCCAUUUACUUUUUGGUGAUACCUUCAACCUUUAUUCUCCUGACCAUUUUCUACCUGUGUAAUCUCAACAAUGUGUCCUGGGGCACAAGGGAAGUUCCAAAGAAGUUGACUCCCGAAGAAGAGCAGGUUAUGAAAGAAGCAGAGGAGGAAAAGAAGAAAAAGAAAAAGUCGUGGAACGUUUUUACUUCUGUUGGACUCAUGAAUAUUCUUAAUGAGUUAAGGGAAAUUAUCCGGAACAUAUGGGGGUUAAGACACGAUCUUCAGCAUAACCAAGACUUAAAUUCUGAGAAUGGUGAAACAAAGGUACACUCACCUACUCCACUCAAAGAAGAACAAGUUGAGGCUCCACCUAAAAAGAAACUACCACACGAAAUGCCAGGCUUCGAAGUCGAUCAUGAAAACCCUUUUUGGCUUGAUCAAGCUGAAAUGGGCAGUGGGCCUGUGGACGUAUUGAGCAGCACGGAAACGGAUUUUUGGAAGUUUCUCAUCAAGAAAUAUCUGUACCCACUGGACGAGAACAAGGAGGACAAGGAGAAGAUUGCCAAUGAUUUGUUGGAUGUUCGCAACAACGUAGUGUUUAUUUUCAUCAUGUUGAACUUUUUGUGGAUUGUGAUCUCGCUCCAGCUGCAGGCUUCUGAAGACUUUCUCAAGGAUUACUACAUCAUCCAAAAGUAUGAGCCAAUGUCGCUUGUGUUUCUUUCCAUCUUUGCAAUGAUCAUAGUUACGCAGUUUUUUGGAAUGAUUGUGCACAGAUGGGGUACCUUCCUCCAUCUCAUGUCAAGUACGCGCAUUGAUUGGUUCUUAGGAAAGCAUUCUGAUGAGGAUUUUGCCAGAUUUGUUGUGCAAGAAAUCCAUAAACACCAGAAUCUGGAGCCCGUGGCUGACUAUGCAGAAUCCGAAGAAGAGGACGACACUAGCCUGCCAACUCACCUCGGGGAGGAGGUAGAGGAUGAUGAUGUCUAUUCACUGUCUAGCAGUGUGCGGUCUGAGUACGUCAACCAGGUGGGUCCAGUGAUGGUGUGGCCGCGUGACUGGAGCAACCAGCCGUCAAACCCCGGACAUUUCCCACAGUAUGAGAACAUUCUGAAUCACAAACUGGGCCGGCUGCAGCAGCAACUUAACCGUGUCGGCCACUCCAACAGGGGCAACACUCAUCUAUCCAGACAGCUCAGCAGAAAGGAGACCAAGUUUUUCCAUGGAUGGAGCAGCAGAGACACUAACAUGAGAAAUAGGUUUAUCCAGCAGAACUUACAGGCUCCACAGCAUUCAGUGAGCAUAGAAUAG
This is a messenger RNA of Candidula unifasciata, 5121 nucleotides long. NCBI's taxonomy places the organism in Eukaryota, Metazoa, Mollusca, Gastropoda, Stylommatophora, Geomitridae. The record is from the annotation of a GenBank genome assembly.